Gryllus bimaculatus (two-spotted cricket) is the source of this 487-nucleotide messenger RNA. Lineage: Eukaryota; Metazoa; Arthropoda; Insecta; Orthoptera; Gryllidae. The record is from the annotation of a GenBank genome assembly.
AUGGAGGAAGGCUACUGCACCGUGCCUGGCCUGGGAGUGACUUCGCCACGGGAUUUGCGACGGACCUACCACUCUGCAGUCUUCGCCCACAUGACUGACCCCUCCGCCGCCAAGAGCGGCUUCCCGCCCCCGGCCCCGCCCCCCGCCCCCCGGCCCCGGCCCACUUUCCCCCAUCACGCCACCCAGGAAACUGCCUUGGAGAAUACAUAUGUGCCAAUUGGGGAGGCAGAAGAAGCAAGAAUGUAUCUCAAAACUGAAGAUGUUUCACUUGCUCAACCACAGCCAACAAUUAUGAACAUACAGACUACCACAAACACUCCUGAUUUCCAUUGCAGCUGCAAACAAGGGCGCCAAAGGGAAAAUCUUCCAAGAAUUGCAGCUGAAAGAACUACCAUUCGAAUUUUGCAUCCUCCUGGUGGACCAUCUUCUGAAUGAUUUUGAUGGCUCAUUGAUUGUAUAUAAUUUUCUUCUUCAAAUGACCAUGCAU